AUGGACAGCCCAUGGGCAGCCAGCCCAUGGGCAGCCCAUGGGCAGCCCAUAGGCGGCCAAUCAGAGCCCUUCAACGGGAACCAGUGUACUCCUAAACAAUCGGAACCAGUGUACUUAAACAAUGAUUAUCUGCUUUGGAACGGGCAAAGUACCGGCUAAUAACCCUAACGCUAACCCUAACCCUCACCCCUAGCCCACAUGAUUCGUGCUGGUUGGCGCUGGUGGCUAGGUACAGGGAUAUAAUGUGCUGGUGGCUAAGUUUUAGGUUGAUAUGCUGGUGCGGAGAUCUAGGUUGAAGCGCCCGAGGUGGGCACUUCACGGGCACUUCAUGGGUGGGCCGGCCCAUGAAGUGCCCAUUGACGGCCCGUGGGCGGUUUGGCAAAACUGCCGGUAGUUUGGGAGAUUGGAAGGUUCAGGCAAGGAACACACAACAAACUGUUCUUCGCCAUGUUGCGAUUCCUUCGUUGGUGAUGAUUGAUUACUAUCUUGUACCGAAGAAGGGUUCCUCUCCGUCCGCCCCUCCUGCGGUGCUUGCCUUGGGUUUUUCACGCGAGAAGAGUGCCGCUUGAUUGAAUAGAUUUCGUGUGUGCCGAGACGACCGCAGUUAACCGUGCCGGGCAAUUUCCUUCGACCUCAACCACCGUUGUGGGGUGCAGCAGCUCCUUCAGAGGCCGAAAGACAAAGAAAAAUGGUUGACUACCGUUCGUUGCAUCAUUAAUAACGUGUGGCAGGUGUGAUGGGGAGGCCAAGAGGGGCCCCGCGAGUCGUCUCCAUCACAAAUACCUACAUCAUCCAAGAACCCCAACUUCCUCCGCUAGGCGCGAGAUACGUUCUACGAAACUCACGAACUGCCACGUAAAACGGCGAAAACUAUCAAAACCAACGUUUAUUGUUUUUCUUUCG
This is a messenger RNA of Ectocarpus sp. CCAP 1310/34, 903 nucleotides long. Lineage: Eukaryota; Phaeophyceae; Ectocarpales; Ectocarpaceae. The record is from the annotation of a GenBank genome assembly.